Messenger RNA from Fusarium falciforme, 4128 nucleotides. RefSeq lists its product as hypothetical. Gene Ontology annotation, cellular component: RAVE complex. Bases 1 to 4128 code for a protein of 1375 amino acids. NCBI's taxonomy places the organism in Eukaryota, Fungi, Ascomycota, Sordariomycetes, Hypocreales, Nectriaceae. The record is from RefSeq and is a predicted model, not a curated record. The transcript is spliced from 9 exons. Gene Ontology annotation, biological process: vacuolar acidification. Gene Ontology annotation, molecular function: protein binding.
AUGACCUCUCUGAUGGAGCUGAUGGUCCCCGUCCGUAUUCCCGUUUAUUGCAUUGACUCUGAUGAUCUCAAGCUGCACCAAAGCUACCUAGGCAUUAACAACUCUCCUUCGCGCCCAAGACCGCACAGCCAGAGUGCUACCCUCUUCUCCCGGAGAUGCGCGCGCCUCGUGCUUUUUAAUAGCAUGAAGGCCGUCCUGCCGGGUAACCCGCGCUCGAGGCUCCAAGGGUUGGCCUCGGGAUAUUGGGAUUCCCGACACAUCAACGUGUACAUCACCGGCGGCGCUUUUACUAUCCUCGAGGGAUCCAGUGGGAUUCUACAAACAGUUUACGAUGAUGGCGAACAGCCCCUCGAGGCCAUCGCCUUUGACGAAGCCACAGGCAAGAUCGCUACAUGCACAUCGAGCGAAGUCCGAGUCUACAAGCCAUUUGGGUCGCGCGAGGAUGCCCUGAAGUGGGCCCUAGAGUCGACCUUUGACAUUCCGAAUCCGAACGCCGAUGACGCCCCAUGCACUCUGUCCUGGGGCAGCUCUGAGGAGCUCCUGGUGGCUACGAGCUCCCUCUCCCUAUACGCCACGAAAAGCGAGCCGAAAUGCCUAUGGCAGAAGAAGCUACCGAGCCCCGUCAAGUACGCGUUGCUGUCAUACGACUCUGCAUACAUUGCCUCGACCGGCUACCACGAUCACUUGGUCAAGAUCUGCCGCAGACUGAACUACGGCGCCGACGAAGUACGAUUCGACCUUACGUACCUGCGACACCCAAACAUUGUAACCUCUGUGAGGUGGCGCAAGCCGUUCCACCUGGAGCAAGCUGUCGACAAUGUCCUCUACACUAUCUGCCUCGACAAAUGCAUUCGGAUAUGGACACCGACCGAGACACCGGAUGGGAAACAUUGGCAGCUUUGGGGUCAGGUUGACGUUUGCGCGCCGUCGCGAGAGGACCCGUACCCCCUGGACAUGCGCUUUGCCAUGAUUCUUGAUGGGCGGGACUUCACGGCGUCGGUUGAGCAAGCUGUGCAGGCUCGCAUGUCUGACGACUCGACCACCGAUGACCCGGUUGCGCUCGAUCACCUGGUCGCGAUCGCUAACAAGAACCCCGAGAUUUGUAUAGCUCUUGAUGGAAGAGGGACCAUGUCUGCGUGGGCGCUUGAAAACGUUGGCAGUAACACUGCAAACGCCCCGACUCUAUUCAAGGUUGCUCAGGUCAAGGACUCAGAUUUUGAGCUCUUUGGCAAGUUUCUGCCGUCUCAAGACACGCCCCAUACCGAAAUACAGACAUACUGCGACAAGACGACCGGCAAGGUUCACUUCCUGCUACAUGCGUUUGAUGGGAGGAUCGGCGUCUUUACAGGAAAUGUCGCAGACCUGCUGGAUCCAACUACCAAUGACCGGCGCCUCUCGCUACACUCGAUCUGGGCUGGCCACUCAACCUCUAUCACCAAGAUUGUCCGAAAUUUCAGCGGAAGGGCUGUCGUCUCACGGACACGAGAGAGUGAAAGCAUAGUGUGGAAGCAUCUUCUCAACCGAGACGAGAACCCGGGCCUGAGCUUGACCCGAGGGAGCGUUAUCCCAGAAAAGGGGCACAUUCACCGGAUAUGUGUUCUGAGAAAGGGGCGCUUUGUCGUAUUCCUCGGCCAUCAAACGGUUGCACUCUGGGAUUGCAGGGCUAGCCGAGCCAUUCCACUUGCGCAAUGUCCUUAUGAGGUAUCUGGAAAGCCACUCUGCCUCAUUAUCCUUCCUCGGUCAGAUGUGAAGCAGUACACUGUUGCGCACAUUGCGACAGUGACGUCUGAAGGUCAGGGUAUUGUGUGGGAAGUCCAUCUCCCGUCAUAUUUUGAAGACCCAAAAACCAAGGCUGGCGCCAGUAUCAAAGAGUUCUGCCGUUUCGAGCUGGGAGAUGUGGAAGAUUUGUCAUACGUCCUCCCAGUAGAUCCCGCAGGCUCGUCGCCCGUUGUCUCGGGCUUUCUCGAUAUCUUCGCUCGGGAUGUCGCUAUCUCAUAUACUCGCACCGGUCGGGUUGACUUCUGGACAGCACGGGUCGACCCCGAAAAGCGCAGUGUCGGAUGGCUGUCCACUUGCACCACUGAGACCGGGGUAUCUGAACCUGCCCUGGUUAGCGGAAGUACCUUAAAGAAGGCAUCUCUUGUGAACAAGGCGAGGUCUCAACUAACAAUUUGGGAUAUCGGUAGUUCUCGCCUGGAAUAUGAAAACAAUUUCGAAGAGCAUCAGGUCAUUCAAGAUCUGGACUGGACAUCAACACCCGACGCCCAGUCCAUCUUGGCCGUUGGGUUCCCCUAUCGAGUCAUUCUCAUGUCCCAGAUGCGAUUCGACUACCUUAACAAAGGUCCAGCUUGGGCGCAGAUCCGGGAGAUUAGCAUCCGUGAACUCACUCCACACCCGAUCGGUGACUCAACUUGGCUGGGCGACGGCUUCUUGGUCAUUGGUGCUGGAAACCAGAUGUUUGUACAGGAUAGGCGUGUUGGUGUCUCUGAGUCUCUCAGGUCUGACCUUCGUUUGCCACCACGCAAGGAUGGUACAUUGGAUCUGUUCCAAGUGGUUCAACGAUUCAAUGGUCCUCUGCCAGUAUUCCACCCCCAGUUCCUCAGUCAAUGCAUCCUGUCUGGCAAGACCACACUUGUGCGGCGCAUCUUGGUGGCCAUGCACAAGAUUCUGAAGUAUUACCUUGACGGAGAGACACUGGAUGACUACUUGGGCAUGGAUUUGAGCGAGUUCUACACACCCGAGCAAACUCAUACCCAGGCUGUCGAUAAGUCUGCAGGCGCGUAUCUCAAUGGGAAUAACGGUGACGAAGACGACGAUGGCGAUGUCUUCACUGAGCAGACGGCAGUGGCAAUCAACGAGAAGCUGGUUAAGAUUGGUGUUCCACAACUCUCUGGUCAUGAACAAAUUCAGCUUGCCGAUAUCAUCGAGUGUGUUGCUCUUGUCGAGAGGCAUCGUCGCUCGAUGGACGAGAAUGGCGCCCGUUUCAUGCUCUUCUUCCGUCAGCAUGCACUGCGAAAAGGACGGACCAACGAGAUGCACCUUUCCUGGCGAGAGAUCAACUGGGCUUUCCAUUCAAACAGUCAGGAUAUUCUGGCCGACUUUGUUUCGAGACAGAGUCAUGGCAGCAUGCUUUGGGAGCAUGCUCGUGAGAGCGGUCUCUUCAUGUGGCUGUGUGAUCCUAUCGCCUUGAAAGCUCAGUUCGAGCUGAUUGCUCGGAAUGAAUACACGAAGAACGAAGUGAAGAACCCGAUCGACUGCAGUCUGUACUACCUUGCCCUUCGCAAGAAAACAGUGCUUCAGGGCCUAUGGCGAAUGGCAAGCUGGAACAAGGAACAGGCGGCGACUCAGAAAUUGUUGUCGAACAACUUUGAAGACCCCAAGUGGAGGACGACAGCUCUGAAGAACGCGUAUGCGUUGCUCAGUAGACGGCGCUUCGAAUAUGCUGCAGCAUUCUUCCUGCUGGCUGACCACCUUCAUGAUGCUGUGGAAGUGUGCUUGAAUCAGCUCAAAGAUAUGCAACUGGCUAUUGCGAUAGCGCGUGUGUAUGAGGGCGAUGACGGCCCAGUCUUGCGGCGUCUGCUUCAAGAUGUUGUGCUUCCCUUGGCAGCUCAGGAGGGCAAUCGCUGGCUUGCAUCUUGGGCAUUCUGGAUGCUUGGCCGCAAGGACAUGGCCGUGCGAGCACUCAUCACACCUGUCUAUACCCUUCUGGAAACACCUUGUUCGCCCGAUAUCAAAUCGAGGUUAUUCCUUACCGACGACCCUGCGCUAGUGGUGCUCUACUCGCACUUGCGACACCAGACGUUGCAGACAUUGAGGGGAGCCUCCAAGGUCACCCCCAAAGUCGAGUGGGAGUUUGUGUUGCAUAGCGCCAAGCUGUAUGAUCGAAUGGGAUGUGAUCUCCUUGGAUUGGAUCUAGUACGAAACUGGGAGUUCCAACAAUCGCCUCCUGCUGCUGGCCUCGGCGGAGAGGUCAACCCGCUCAAGCUGUUGCGCCGGAGGAGUUCGCUUGUUGUUGCCGACCUGCCAUCGCCUACUCUUCACUUUGAGGGAAAGAAGGCCGUCAAGCCGCCACCGACAACGUUCGAGGAGCCGGAUGUAAACUCUCUGUUGGAUAGUUUUGGAUUCUGA